AUGGGCCUCAUAUCCUUCUCGUUGAAUGAGGUGCCAAUUCGGAACUGGCAGUUCAUAGUCAUUUCGACUACUGCCCUAGCAGCAUUUUACGUCCUCAUCUUUUGCCCCCUCCGUAACAUAUUCUUCCAUCCGCUCAAGAAAUAUCCCGGCCCUAAACUCUUCGCGGCGUCCUCCAUCACUUAUGGAUUGUAUUACAUAACAGGGAAAUGGCACCUCAAGAUCCGCAAGCUACACAACGAGUACGGACCUACAGUGCGCAUCGGCCCUAAUGAGCUCUCGUAUGCGUGCCCAGAAGCCUGGGAAGACGUAUAUGGGCGCUAUGUCCCCGCAAAAAGGAGAGAAAACCCCAAGCCGGACUGGUAUUGCAGUCCAGAUGCGCACGACAUGGUGGGGGCUACCCUGGGAGAUCAUGGUCGCAUGCGCCGCGUCAUGGCAUCGGGUUUCACGUACAGUGCCAUGUGCAAGCAGGAACCGCUCAUAAAAGUCCACGUGGACAUGUUUCUGUCCAAACUUCACGGGUUAUGCGAUGAUGGACGGGCGACGGUAAACAUGUUGCAAUGGUUUACCUACUGCACUUUCGACCUGAUUGGCGACCUGGCGUUUGGAGAGCCGUUUGGCUGCAUGGAGAACUGUAUGCUACAUCCGUGGCUGCAGCUUGUGUUUGCCAACAUCUAUGUUACACAUAUCCUCAUGCUGUGUAAGCGUAUGCCGAUAUUUUGCGUGUUUCUGCCAAUCAAGACAACGGUUCAGCUCAUCCGCGAUUUCAAGAGACAUGUCGUCCUUUUGCGACAAGUUGUUGAACGCAGGCUGUCCUUGUCAACUCCGAGAGACGAUUUCAUGGAGAUCAUGAACAACAAACAGAGUAGUACUCUGUAUAUGACCAAGGAGGAGAUCUUCAAAAAUGCGAUACUGCUGACGGGUGGUGGCGCGGAGACGACGAGUAGUAGUUUGACGGGGAUGGCAUUUAUCUUGACAACGAGGCCCGAUGUCAAAGAGAAGAUCGUGGACGAACUGCGUAGGACAUUCCCAACCGAAGACGACAUCAAUAUGCGGAGUGUAGCACAGUUGACGUACAUGGGCGCGUUCAUCGAAGAGGCAAUGAGGUAUUAUCCUCCAGGCCCGAACACCAUGUGGCGUACAACACCACCUGAGGGGAACACCAUUUUGGGCGAUUACAUUCCUGGAAAUACUGUCCUCGGCAUCCCGCACCGGGUCCUCUACCGCAGCGAAGCUUACUGGAAGCAUGCUGAUGAAAUUCAUCCUGAGCGUUGGUUCCCGGAUGGGCAGCGCCCCGCUGAGUUUGACAGUGACCGGAGGGAUGGCUUCCACCCUUUUUCCUACGGUCCCCGUGCUUGUAUCGCCAUGAACCUGGCCUACGCAGAGAUGCGGUAUAUUCUCGCAAGGUUCUUGUGGAACUUUGAUAUUGAGGGGACAAACGAAAGCGAGAAGUGGAUGGAUGACCAGAAGGCAUAUUUGGUGUGGGACAAACCGGGAUUGUUUGUGCAUCUGAAACCGAGGGUUGGGUGA
Pyrenophora tritici-repentis Pt-1C-BFP is the source of this 1527-nucleotide messenger RNA. RefSeq names its product CypX, Cytochrome P450. Lineage: Eukaryota; Fungi; Ascomycota; Dothideomycetes; Pleosporales; Pleosporaceae. The record is from RefSeq and is a predicted model, not a curated record. Gene Ontology annotation, molecular function: oxidoreductase activity, acting on paired donors, with incorporation or reduction of molecular oxygen; iron ion binding; monooxygenase activity.